CUCUCCAAUGGAACCGGUGCGAUCAGGAUGUUUCUGCGCCUUUGUCCUCUUUCUCGCUGUCCGCCUUCGUGCAGCGGACUGCGUGAAAGUGAUCGUAGGAGACCAGUUUGAAGUUCCUGUAAGCUGCGAGCCGGGCGAAUCGGGGAGGCUGCUGCGGGACUUGGGGGAUCAUGGUACCCUGGAGGUCGCUACUUGUCAGCGCGGAGAGUGGACGGUGACCCUCGAGAAGCACAGAGACCGGAUAAAGAUCAUCUCUUCGAACAUCGUCUUCACCCACACGCUGUACACCGAUGGAGGGAUGUAUGAAGUGACCUGCUCCGAGUCUGACACCAAGCCCGUCCAGCUGGAGGUCGUUUUUGCUGUUGAAAAGUCCGUGACCGAGGGUGAUGACGUGACGCUCCCGUGUUACGGUAGAACCAUCGGGGGAACUGGCUUACCUGGUCUGUGGGAGAAACACGGAAAACAUCUGUGUGGGAAGAACUCCGACUAUGAAGAAUGCAGCGGGACACCUGCGGACAGACUGACUGUGUCCACUGACUGGAUCACUAACGGAGAUCAUUCUCUGACUAUUGCCGGGGCGCAGCCUCAGGAUAGCGGGGAUUAUUUCUGCUACACCCAAGAUCAACACGGGAAACAAUCUGGAACUCCUGCUGCUGUUAGACUGACCGUCACUGAGAAAAUGACUCAUCAGAUGAUCAACAACAGCACAGCAGCACCUAGAAAUCAAACUAAUAGUUGUGCCGAACUCACUCAGCCUUGGCAGAUCUCCACCUGGGUUCUCACUGCGAUCCUGCUGCUUGUUGCUCUCCUUCAUUUGUGGCCCCGUGGGAAAAUACGCUGUGAUUCUGAAAAACUCUACGAGCUGGUACACAGAAGCUGCCAUGCAUCCAACUCUGGCGAAGCUACAACACAUGUUUAAAUAGAUCAGAUUAUUUAUUUUAUUUAUCA
Molecule: messenger RNA, 948 nt
Organism: Xiphophorus maculatus (southern platyfish)
Lineage: Eukaryota; Metazoa; Chordata; Actinopteri; Cyprinodontiformes; Poeciliidae
Exons: 2
Coding region: 8-919 (303 amino acids)
Source: RefSeq, a predicted model, not a curated record